AUGAGAUCAAAAAGUCCUUUAGUCUCACCUUAAAAUUAUAAGAUAACUACUAAUUUACUAACUCCAACUUAGAAACAUCAUGUGUCCCAAUUAUCAACUGGAUAAAAUAAUUCCAAUUCACCUCAGACCGAUUUUAGACUUAAAAAAAGAGAAUUUUAGCUUUCAACUCCAAAUUAGGUUCUGGAUAAACAAAAAUUAAUUUCAACUGCAAAUAACUACUAUCAUCCUAAUAGUAUAUAAAGAAUACAGACUUCUGAAAGCCCUGCCAAAAUUUUAUUUAAAACAGGGUAUGAGCAACAAUAAGAAAUAAAAAAGCUAACUUAAGAAAAUCAAAAUUUAAAGGAACUUGUAAGAAAAUAGGAAGAUUAAUUAAAAUAAUUUUUUGAAUUAGAAAAUAUUUUAGAGUAAAACAAAUAGCUCCAAGAAAAAAUAGAAAAAUUAGAGUAAGAAAAUUAUAUCCUUCGAUAAGCUCAAGAAUAAGUUAACAAAAGUAAAGAUGAUUAAUGA
Messenger RNA from Paramecium tetraurelia, 507 nucleotides. RefSeq lists its product as uncharacterized. NCBI's taxonomy places the organism in Eukaryota, Ciliophora, Oligohymenophorea, Peniculida, Parameciidae. The transcript has a single exon. The record is from RefSeq and is a predicted model, not a curated record.